AUGAUAGUAAUAAAGAGUGUUGGCUCCACAUUUGCCUCCCACCUCAAGUUCCAAGCUCGUCUUUACGUGAUGAAAACCAAGGAAAAUUGCAUUUCCAUUCACCAACACAAAGAAGAAAAAAUUCUUGAAGUUUUCUUUCUCAAAGAAACUUCAUUUUCAUCCUUUGGAAGUUUGCAAGGAAAAAAAGUUUCGCAAGAGCAAUGA
Clunio marinus is the source of this 204-nucleotide messenger RNA. NCBI's taxonomy places the organism in Eukaryota, Metazoa, Arthropoda, Insecta, Diptera, Chironomidae. The record is from the annotation of a GenBank genome assembly.